AUGAGCAGGCCUAUGAGAACUAUUCUGGAAGCUGGAGCUGAAGUCUCAUAUGACUCUGAGGUUGAAGCAGAAUUUGAAACCACUCAAACCAUUCCUUAUGACCAAAACUUUCUUAGGACCCAAGUAAACCUCAACACCCCACUUGAACCUGAACUAAAUGUUGAUAAAUUAAUGUUACAAUUUGAUUAUGAAGAAAAUGAUUGUCUAUGUUCUCUCACACGGUCUUUCACACACUAUGUCAACCUUGCUGAGAGUGAUGCAAUUUGGAUUGACUUCAGAAGAUGGAUCAAUUCUCGUUUCUGGCAGCUGAAGGAAAUUUGUUUUGAAACUACUCAGAAAAAUUCCAUGAAAAACUAUCUGGCAUUAUGGGGCCUCUUCUGGAGUUGUUUAAACCAAAAUUUCCUCAUGCACCAAAAGUUGAUCUUACCUUGGUUACCUAUGAAUAAGAGGUUCAGACGGAAGUUACUUCUCCUCCUGAACAACAAGUCAUUUCUUAGUCUAAGACUGAAACUACUUCUGAAGCCGAGAAGCCUUCUGAAUCUGAUUCCAUGCCUCUAG
Molecule: messenger RNA, 558 nt
Organism: Vicia faba (fava bean)
Lineage: Eukaryota; Viridiplantae; Streptophyta; Magnoliopsida; Fabales; Fabaceae
Source: the annotation of a GenBank genome assembly